AUGGAAAUCGACCAAAAUGUCGAAGAGUUGUUGAUUUUGGGAGACUCAGAUCUGAUUAUCCGGCAAGCCCAAGGAGAAUGGGAAACCCGAGAUGUUAAGCUUAUCCUUUACAAAAAGCAUGUGGAAGACCUCAGCAAGCGAUUCAAGUCAAUAGAGUUCAGGUACAUUCCUCCUUAUCACAACGAAUUAGCCGACACACUUGCUACUUUGGCCUCAAUGCUGCCAUAUCCCGGCAAUGCUCACAUAGAUCCCUUGGAAAUUCAAAUCCGGGAAAGGCAUGGUUAUUGUAAUACAAUUGAAGCAACACCAAAUACCCAACCAUGGUGUAAUCCAAAGCAACAGUGCAAGAAGCAGAUGCAACCAAAAUGGAAAAGAAAUGUGCAAGCGUUAGGAAUAGUUUAG
Messenger RNA from Nicotiana tabacum (common tobacco), 402 nucleotides. The record is from RefSeq and is a predicted model, not a curated record. Lineage: Eukaryota; Viridiplantae; Streptophyta; Magnoliopsida; Solanales; Solanaceae.